UGGAAGUACGAAAUCUUGGCCGAUAUUUUUCCCCUGACAAGAUCCCUUCGUAACGGCGGGAGUGGAGGAGGGGCUAUGGCUUCGCUUUCCCGAAAGCUCUCAUCUUUCUCCCUUCUUGAUGGUUCCCGAGCUCUAACUUUCUCUGUUUCGAUCCUUCUCGCAUCCCUUUUAAUCUCGGGUUUGGAGGUGGGAAGUGGAGAAGAUGGAGGAGAUGAACUGUUUCCAGCGAUUCUGAGGGACGAGGCAGUGUCUAGAAUUAAUCAGCUAGGCAAGAUAUCUGAUGCUGAUGGUUAUCUUGAAAGAACAUUCCUAAGUCCAGGCUCUAUAAGAGCUACAGAUCUUAUCAUGAGCUGGAUGCAGGAUGCUGGAUUGAAAACCUGGGUGGACCAAAUGGGCAACCUACAUGGUCGAACCGACACAGUUAAUGCAACUGCAGAGACGUUAUUAAUUGGAUCUCAUUUGGACACUGUUGUUGAUGCUGGAAAGUAUGAUGGGUCAUUGGGUAUAAUUUGUGCAAUCUCUGCUUUGAAGGUUUUGAGGAUUAAAGGGAAGUUGGAGAAACUUUAUAGGCCAGUAGAGGUUAUUGCAUUCAGCGAUGAGGAGGGUGUUAGGUUUCAAUCUACCUUUCUAGGAAGUGCUGCUAUAGCUGGUAUUCUACCUCCAACAGCAUUACAAAUAUCUGAUAAGAGUGGCAUUACAGUGCAAGAUGUUCUUAGAGAAAAUUCUUUUGAGGCUACUGAUGAAAGCCUUGUUUGGGUCAAGUAUAACCCAAAAUCAGUCUGGGGUUAUGUUGAGGUGCACAUUGAACAAGGACCUGUACUGGAAACACUUGGUUAUCCCCUUGGUGUUGUGAAAGGGAUUGCUGGACAGACAAGAUUAAAGGUUGAAGUAAGUGGGGCCCAGGGGCAUGCUGGCACAGUUCCAAUGUUAAUGCGCCAAGAUUCAAUGGCUGCUGCUGCUGAACUCAUUGUAACUUUGGAAACUCUAUGUAAAUAUCCUGAUAAGUUGUUCGCUUAUGAUGAACAAUGUGGAUUCUUCGAAAAGGAGUCUCUUGCAGGAUUGGUCUGCACAGUUGGAGAGAUAUCUUGCUGGCCAAGUGCAAGCAAUGUCAUUCCUGGCCAGGUAAAUUUUACUGUGGAUAUAAGAGCAAUAGAUGAUGAGGCAAGAAAAUCAGUAGUAUCUGAAUUUUCUAACCAGGUUUAUCGAAAAUGUGAGCAGCGGAUGGUUAAUUGUACCAUUAAGCAUAAGCAUGAUGCAGAGGCAGCCCACUGUGACUCGGAAUUAACUCUGCAGCUUAAACACGCAACGAGUUCAGCUCUGAGGAAGAUGCCAAGUGACAUUCAUGGUGACGUGCCUAUCCUAAUGAGUGGAGCAGGACAUGAUGCUAUGGCGAUGUCUCAUUUAACCAAGGUUGGCAUGUUGUUUGUUCGUUGUCGAGGAGGUAUUAGUCAUUCUCCUGAAGAAUCUGUAUUAGAUGAUGAUGUUUGGGCUGCUGGUCUCGCACUCCUCCAGUUUCUUGAUCAACAUGUAAAUCAGUAACGUGUCCCAUAUACUUUGAUAUACUUGUGAGAAUUAAUGUAUCGCAGACAAACAAAGGUUAAAGCAGUAACCAGUGGGUUUGCUCGCUGCUUGCAUGUCUUCAUGCUAAGCUGGAGCAUGUCAUACUGUGUUGAAAAUUAAAAAAAAAAAUUAUCUUAGAUAUGGGGAAAAAAA
Molecule: messenger RNA, 1713 nt
Organism: Elaeis guineensis (African oil palm)
Lineage: Eukaryota; Viridiplantae; Streptophyta; Magnoliopsida; Arecales; Arecaceae
Product: probable allantoate deiminase
Molecular function (GO): hydrolase activity, acting on carbon-nitrogen (but not peptide) bonds, in linear amidines
Source: RefSeq, a predicted model, not a curated record